GCCCGGCCCCGGCCCUCCCAGCCCGCCGGCCUCGCCGCCUCCGCCCGCGCGCACCGCUGCCUGCCGCCGCCGCCGCCGCUGCUCGCGCCGGGCGCUGCUGCUCCGGAGUCGGGCUGCCGUCCGCCGGCUUUGUGCUUCCAGCCGGGGAUGGGAGCGACCUCUUCCUGAUCGCCAACGGUCUCUGAAGGAAGCGAGCGCGCUCGAUCGCCCGGCGGGGCGGCGUGCAGGACCCGGGGAGGGAAUCCAUCCACGAGCCUGAGCCCCAGGUUGAGACUGUUGGAAGGCUCAUUGUACAAUAUGCUUCGGUUAAGUCUGUUACACCCGGCCUCAAUGGGAGGUCAUCUAGUAGCUCUGAUGGCUCUCUUGUUUUCCCAUGUUCACUAUAUAACCGCGGAGACAGACACAGAAACAGAAGGAAAUGGAACUGUGUGUACUGGCUCAUAUUACUGUAAGAAAGGGGUGAUUUUGCCCAUUUGGGAACCCCAAGAUCCAUCUUUUGGAGAUAAAAUUGCUAGAGCAACUGUGUAUUUUGUGGCCAUGGUCUACAUGUUUCUUGGAGUUUCCAUUAUUGCCGACCGGUUCAUGUCUUCUAUAGAGGUGAUCACAUCUCAAGAGAAAGAAAUAACCAUAAAGAAACCCAAUGGAGAGACCACCAAGACUACAGUGAGGAUCUGGAAUGAGACCGUGUCGAACCUGACCUUGAUGGCCCUGGGAUCUUCUGCUCCUGAGAUUCUCCUGUCAGUCAUUGAAGUGUGUGGCCAUAACUUCACUGCAGGGGACCUUGGUCCCAGCACCAUCGUGGGAAGCGCCGCCUUCAACAUGUUCAUCAUCAUCGCACUCUGUGUCUAUGUCGUCCCCGACGGCGAGACAAGGAAGAUUAAGCAUUUGCGUGUGUUCUUCGUGACAGCGGCCUGGAGCAUCUUCGCCUACACCUGGCUUUAUAUUAUUCUGUCUGUCAUUUCUCCUGGUGUUGUGGAGGUCUGGGAAGGACUGCUGACUUUCUUCUUCUUUCCCAUCUGUGUCGUGUUUGCUUGGAUAGCAGACAGGCGGCUUCUCUUUUACAAGUAUGUCUACAAGCGGUAUAGGGCUGGAAAGCAAAGGGGAAUGAUUAUUGAACACGAAGGAGAAAGGCAAUCGUCCAAAACUGAAAUCGAAAUGGACGGUAAGGUGGUCAACUCUCAUGUUGACAGUUUCCUAGAUGGUGCUUUGGUUUUGGAAGUUGAUGAGAGGGACCAAGAUGAUGAGGAAGCGAGGCGUGAGAUGGCAAGGAUUCUGAAGGAACUUAAGCAGAAGCAUCCAGAAAAAGAAAUUGAGCAGUUAAUAGAACUAGCCAACUAUCAGGUCCUAAGUCAGCAGCAAAAAAGCCGAGCAUUUUACCGGAUUCAAGCGACUCGCCUGAUGACUGGAGCUGGCAACAUUCUGAAGAGGCAUGCGGCUGACCAGGCGAGAAAGGCUAUCAGCAUGCAUGAAGUCAACAUGGGCUCUUCUGAAAAUGGCCCAGUCAGCAAGGUCUUCUUUGAACACCGGACAUACCAGUGUUUAGAGAACUGUGGUACUGUGGCUCUCACCAUUGUCCGCAGCGGGGGCGACUUGAACAACACCCUGUUUGUUGACUUCAGGACAGAAGAUGGCACAGCCAACGCUGGGUCUGACUAUGAGUUCACUGAAGGGACUGUGGUCUUUAAACCAGGGGAGACGCUGAAGGAAAUCCAGGUCGGCAUCAUCGAUGAUGAUAUCUUUGAAGAAGACGAAAACUUCCUUGUGCAUCUCAGCAAUGUCAGAAUCACGUCAGACAGCACAGAAGAUGACAUACUAGAAGCCAACCAUAUUUCUGCACUUGCUUGUCUCGGGUCACCCAACACUGCCACCGUAACCAUUUUUGACGAUGACCAUGCAGGUAUCUUUACAUUUGAGGAACCAGUGACUCAUGUGAGCGAGAGCAUUGGCAUCAUGGAGGUGAAGGUUUUGAGAACAUCCGGUGCUCGAGGAAACGUCGUCGUUCCCUAUAAAACCGUUGAAGGGACGGCCCGAGGUGGAGGGGAGGACUUUGAGGACACGUGUGGAGAGCUCGAAUUCGAGAACGAUGAAAUUAUCCAAGUAAUAUCAGUCAAGGUAAUUGAUGAUGAGGAGUAUGAGAAAAACAAGACCUUCUUCAUUGAGCUUGGAGAGCCCCGCAUGGUGGAGAUGAGUGAGAAGAAAGCCCUGUUAUUGAAUGAGUUUGGUAGCUUCACACGAACAGGCCGCCCUGUCUUCAGGAGGGUUCAAGGCAGAGUUCGUCUGCCCCUCACUACAGUAAUCAGCCUUUCAGAUGACUUCGACAGGCAAAUAAGCAAUAAAGAGGAGGAGGAAAGGCGCAUUGCAGAAAUGGGGCGCCCCAUCCUGGGAGAGUACAGCAAGCUGGAGGUGAUCAUUGAAGAGUCCUAUGAGUUCAAGAACACUGUGGACAAACUCAUUAAGAAGACAAACCUGGCCCUUGUGGUGGGGACAAACAGCUGGAGAGAGCAGUUUAUUGAAGCGAUCACCGUCAGCGCUGGGGAAGAUGACGAUGAAGAUGAGUGUGGUGAAGAGAGGCUGCCCUCCUGUUUUGAUUAUGUGAUGCACUUUCUCACGGUGUUCUGGAAGGUUCUGUUUGCCUUCGUCCCACCUACAGAAUACUGGAAUGGCUGGGCCUGCUUCAUUGUCUCCAUCCUCAUGAUUGGCCUGCUAACAGCCUUCAUCGGAGACCUGGCUUCCCACUUUGGCUGCACCAUUGGCCUGAAAGAUUCCGUGACAGCGGUUGUGUUUGUUGCUCUUGGAACCUCAGUACCAGACACAUUUGCCAGCAAAGUAGCAGCCACCCAGGACCAGUAUGCAGACGCAUCCAUAGGCAACGUCACUGGAAGCAAUGCAGUGAAUGUCUUCCUGGGAAUUGGCCUGGCCUGGUCCAUUGCUGCCAUCUACCAUGCGGCCAAUGGGGAACAGUUCAAAGUGUCCCCUGGCACGCUAGCUUUCUCUGUCACUCUCUUCACCAUUUUUGCUUUCAUCAACGUGGGGGUGCUGCUGUACCGGCGGAGGCCAGAAAUAGGAGGUGAGCUGGGUGGGCCCCGGACUGCCAAGCUCCUCACAUCCUGCCUGUUUGUGCUCCUGUGGCUCUUGUACAUUUUCUUCUCCUCCCUGGAGGCCUACUGCCACAUAAAAGGCUUCUAAAGGAACAAUCAGAUAUAGUAAAUUUAUAUAUAUAUAUAUAUAUACAUAUAUAUAUACAUAAAAAUUAUGUAUAACGAACAGAGGAAACUGACAUUUGUCAUGUUCACUUAACCUGCUGAUGGAAUCCAGCUUCAAGAACAUACUCUGUACUAGGCCGGAAGUCAGAAACUAUCACCUCCCAUUCCCGGGGCAUCAUCGUGGUGAGCAAGGCGUGGAGGCAGGGCCGUCUUUGCAGCUCAGCCUGUACGGGCUAUCCUCUCUCCAAGUUCAUAAACGGUUAAGGCUUUUAUUUGUUUUCUUGUUUUGUUUUGUUUUGUUCUGUUUCCAGUUGGGGGGUGGGGAGGCGGCUGAUGGUUGUCUUUUGGGGUUUGGUUCGGUUUGGUUUUGCUUUAUUCAGUUUGGAGGGCCUACUUCUCUUUAUGGGAAGCAGUGAUCCACCCAAAGGUGAAUGGAUUUAGGGUCAAUAUUAAAAUCAUCAAGAUCCUCUCCUCACUUCCUCCAAACACUUUAAACAUUACUUUGGAUUAAGGAAGGAUCUGGGCACGGAGGAAGAAAGAAGCUGUCUCCACUACAUUACCAAAUGUUAUGCUUAUCUCCAGAAUGUGAACAGUGGUGAACUGCCUUCAGGAAGAAGCAUGGGACCUGAAAUGGAGCCAGAAAGGCAAUGGUUCUUGAUUAGUCUAAGGAUAUGGUACCUGGCCCUCUUGUUCAACAGGUACAGGGUUAAUGUGCCUAGAUUCCCAGGAAUGCGCAGAACUCUUCAUCCCUUAUCUCUUUAGCUCCGAACUGUGAUUAGCAAGACCCUAUUCCUUCCAGCCAAGAUAAUUUCCUAGGUACCCCAUUCUCGGACCUCCCCCUGUCCACCACUCAACCCCUUGCAAGCAGGAAGAUUAACCCCAUCCAAACAGCCUAUCAUUUCAGUCACCAUAUGUGUCCAGGUCCCACGUUGCUGUGCCUGGGAUUUUUCCAUCAGUUUUAUUUUCAGUGGCAUCCAUGGCCCGCACAACCCUGUUACAGUCAUGACUGAACAUUUGCCCUCCUUCAUGUGCCUGUUUGGGAAUGUUGUCGUGAUCCCCAUUACACAGUGCAUGGAUGAAAAACAAUUAAAACAAAGCGUAUCUGUAUAUAGUAGAGUAGAGCAAAUACUGUUCUCCCAUUCAGCGAUGUUGAUUGGACAUUGAAGACAUAAGUGAAUUUUCUUUUCACCUGAGUUGUUACUUUUGAGUUGUUACUGAGUUUGAAUAUUAACAGGGAUAAAAGAAGAAAAUGGCUUAUUGUUCACGAAUCUGCACGCCCACUUCUAAGAAGCAAUAACUGUCAUGUGAGGAGAGAGUAAAGUUAUUGAGAGGAUGGCAGGCAAACCAGAAAAAUACCCAUGGAACUUUAGCCAUGUCGAGCAUAUCAGAGGCCUCUGAGAAUCACCCAUUAAUUCAGGUAGGCCGAAGAGAAAGGCUGGGGAGAAAGGUGGAUACUUUGGAUGUGCCUGGACUUUUGGAGCCACCGUUUCCAUGCCGCCCCUCCCCAAAAGUAUUUAUUGCACAUCUUCUCUGUCUGGCACAGACGAUAGAUAGUGCUCGUUCACUUUAUUUUUUUAUGUAGGAGGCUGUUUUGAGCCCUGUUUCAUUCACCUUUCAGUCCAGACUCCCUGAAUUCAUUAGCAACUCCUGAGUGGAAAAGAAGCCAGAGCGACCAGUGGGAACUCAGAUGUCCACUGUGUAUGACUGAGAGGAAAUGACUCAAAAGGACUGGGGCCUCCCAGGAAGAUUACACUGGGGAGUUUUUAACCCUUCAAAAGGAACGGCUCUUUCUAUUCAAAAAUACCAAAGAGCAAAGAUAAACCCAACAUUCCAAAAGUAGUGAUUCUACUAAUGAUGGGAAAUGGAAUGGCUUUGCCCACCUCUCAGAGGCUUCUCUGAGAAUUCUCUGGCCCUCUACAUUGACUCAAAGAUAGUUAAGAAAUAAAUGUUGCUGAGACGUCUUUUCUCUUCUCUCACUCAGUGAUCAUAGCUGUUCAUUGUUUAAUAAACAUUUAGUGACUGAAUGAAUAGUUAGAUACUUGUUGCCCAUUCAAAAGGCCAGGUAAUAUACUACAACCUGGGAGCUGAACAGUGACCAAGGCAGCCCAGAUUCCUGCUCCCAGGGUUUACGUAGUGAAUGGGAUUCCUAUUCAAAGAGUAAGAAUUGGCACAACCAUACUGAGACAGUUGUAUCUUGCAAGAGAAAAAUAAUUAUGACUUUUAACACAAUCACAUUAAAAUUGCACAACAAAAGCGGUUGACCAAAUGCUCAUUUUUUUUUCGUAAAGGAAUGUAAUGUUUAGCUUUGGAAAAGUACUCUUUAUAGCCUUGGCCAACUUGCAGGUAUGUUCAUCUUCCUAAUUUAGACCAAGCAGGGCAAUCAUGGUGGUGACCGAAAACACUGAGAAGACCCAAUUAACCUGUUUUUAUCUAUGUGGCAAUGGUACUUUUCCAUGACAGCAUGCCACAGACCACUGACAGUGGUGACACUGGUAACUGCUCAGUGGAACACUCUUACCUAUCCUGUUUUAAUUUUUUUAACCUUUAUUUUAGAUUUUAAAAGUGAAAAGCUAGCUUAGAAAUACCAAGUAAAUAUAGUCAAAGGAUAUACGUGGUUAAAACCUUAGAAAGAUUUUGCACUGUUUUUUUUGUUUCGUUUCGGUUUUUGGUUUUUGGUCUUUUUUUAAAAGACAUCUUUGGAAUGUCAAUAAUUCCGUAGUGAAUGUUCACAGAGAACUUCCCAAAAAAUUCUUGCUGUUGGUCAGUUUCAAGUUCAAGCGUUUUGGUUUGUUUGCCUUUUCAGUCUUCAUGCUGUAAGGAAAAUAUGAUCCUGGCUGUUCAGGGUUGUUAAUUAUUAUGUGUAAAAUGAUUUCAGUUUAUUUGUUUGACUAUUUUAUUUUGUGUGUAUUGUGCACGGCUUUAGAAGGACAGGCACUCACAGUGCUGGUCCUUAGAAUUGGUACACAUUAUUGACACAGAAAAAAAAAUAAAGUUUCUAAUUGUUUGUGAUUUCAUCACCAGUGGCACAGCAUAUUCUGUACUGUGGAAUGUCUCCUCUCCUCAUUGUCAUCUAUUUUAUUUUUGGUUGUUUGUCUUCAUGCUCUGAGAAAUAAAGACCAGAAGGGUAUCCUUGCACAAUCAGUACCCUCCUCCAUGGAAAAGGAGAUAACCAAAAUUCAAGCUGCUGCAAAUGCCUGCCCUUUGGUCAAGCAAUGUUUAAAUGCCCCAAGAGCAGCACGCAGGAUUGGAAUGUUUGUUUAUCCUGUGAGGCUGUGAUACGCAUUGGAUGUGCCCUGUUUUCACCACUUCCUCACCUUUUCAUUUAACUCUCUCUUCUUGCUUUCUGCAUCCAACAACAUGAACUCAUAAACUAUCACUUGUCACACAAUUUUUAGCACAUAGCACAAUGCACUAAAUCUGAACAAAAGGCACAUGCAAAUGACCCACUGUUCAUCUCAUCAUCUUAAAGUUUCCCACAGAACCUUUCAUCACAGCACCAAGUGAGCAUGUGUGGCACAAUUUCAAGGGUGAAGGAAAUAAUAAAGUACAGUUUAAACGUUCUUCUUGAAUUACAGAACUGCUGUCUCCUGAACAUUGAUCUUUAAUUCCAUACAAAAUUGGGCAGCCAGUGUUUACUUCUUUAAUAAAGAGCAAAGCAGGUACUGUAGUGAGGAUCCUUGACCAUUUAAUAGGCUUCAGCAGAAUUUUCCAGCUGUUUGACUCUCGAGCACUUAGGAGCAAACAUUAAUUUGUUCACAGAUUCUAUUUCCAUCCUUCCAUCCUUGAAGAUUUCCAAGAGCCUUGCUUUCUAUAGCAUAAGCACAUGAAAGUUUUGUUGUGGCUGCUUUUCUAACAUAAGAUUAUCAUACAAAUAUGCUGUUUGAAACAAGCCUGAAGACAGAGAUGGGCUCACAUCUGAUGAGCACUCAUUCCCUCUCCAGAAAGAGAAAUGAAUUGUUCCCACAGCCAUUUCCACACCAGACUUCCUCCAUUAGAAACUUUAUGCUCUCACGUUCCUGGUCUCAAUCUAUAAAAGGAAACUGAGAGGAUCUAGUUUGCUCUCACAUCUUUGUGGAAGAAAUUAGAGAAUGCUCUCUGGGACAUGAUGAAGCCCCUAAAGCAGACCAGCUUCAUUAAGACUUCUUUUGGUUCUUCUGAGUUGAAAAUGUAGAAUCUCUCUCCAUUUUGAUUUUCCUCUUCUAUCUUUGGCAGCUAUACAAAGAGCAAGUCCUGGUUGUACUUUCAUGACUUUAGAGACAUUUGGCCAUUUCACCGUUGACAAUGUACAGUUCAUUCUCGUUUAUACAUGGCACCCAGCAUUCCUUAUAACAAUCACAUCUCUUGGGCAAGGCAUCCUUUCAUUUGUCAAGGCACUGACAAAACUAGGAAAUGAUACACCUGGCUAUCGGGCGGUAAAUAAGUGGUCUGCAAACAGAGCAGACAUGCAAGAUCACAUUUACCUUACUGGGAGGGUGUGUUCUUGUGAAUAGAAUCAUUGACUUGUGCUCAUGUCUUCUGAAAGAUUUUUAUUGUAAUGGAUUGGGAAUUUUGCUAUUCUUUUCAAAUGCCAUUAUUGCCAUAGCCAUUGAUUUCACACACCCCAGCAAGUUUCAAAGGUUGAGGUUGAAUGCUGCUGAUGGUACCUCAACCCAGGGAUACCAUGGAAAAAGAACACAGCUGAAAUAAUUAGGUGUUUCAUUUUUAAUACUUAACCAGGCCAUGGAUAGUAAUCUCCAAGCACAGAGAAUGACCUUCCUGCAGAAGGGCCAACCAGUAUGAGGUAGAAUUCCUAAAAGAGUGCUUUCACUUUCCAUUCCACAGGAAAUGGUAAGUAUCCAGCUUCCUGUCACUUUACCUCAGCCUGCCAAGAUGUCCAAAAAGAUGCACUCAGAAAAUCUCCAAUAUUUCAGUUUUGUCAAUGGUCCUCUGGUUUCAUUGCCUCAAGGGGCAGUUAAGUAGAUGGAUUUAUAAAUCAUUACUUAUUUUGAAUGCGCUUACUGUUAGGAAAGACCAUGACUUCAUGGUGUCACCUUUCCUUUCCCUGUUGCCCAACCUUGCCAUUCUUUUAUCAGUCACUCUUGGUCCAGUCAACAGACAAUGUGACCUGCCUGGUAUUACCUGGUAUUCAGCAACUGGAGAAAGCUCAUGCUCCAAGCAGUUGUUUGGGAAUUUUUCUUCUGGGAACAAAUUUGUUGCAGAAAAAUCAAAUAUAAUGACUUUUCACAAAGACGACAGACUUCAGAACAGUGUGUUAUCUCUGCAAGUACGUGGGGUAUGUGGUACACUAGAGUUACAUGCUAAGUUAUUGGUUUUAUGUCCCUUGGGGUCAUAUGUGCCCCAGGGUGCAUUCCACAGCCUAUUCUAUCACUGUGCAUAGGUAUGGAGUGGAAACGAACAACAACACAUGUCCCCAAACCCCAUGAGAGUUUCUCUAAAGCUGUCAUAUAUACACAAAGAAUAGUGCAUAUGAUUCUAAGAAUUAUGAGUAGGUCAAGUACUUCACUGGUUACUGUGUUUCAGGUAUGCAACAGGUGGGAAAAGUCACAUUAAUGACCAAAUAUACCAAGAAAGAAAUAGAAGAUAUCAGGGUUGCUGCAUCAGUUUGACAGUUAUUUCACAAAGCCCAACCUUAAUAAUUUGUGUGCUGCAAAGACAGGUAUAGUAGGCCAAAUUUUAAAAUGUACUGGAAGAGGGGAAACUGAUUUAUUAAAAUGCUUAUACAGCCCUCUCUACUGGAAUGCUUUGCCAGUGAGCUUAUAAUUUACAGUACUAUUUCUUAGACUCCCUUGCAGACAUAUAAUAGAGGAGAUCAAUUCAGCAAGAAGGCGACCCUUUCUAAAAGCGUGGCUCUUUAUUUGUAGUGCUCCACCUUCUAUUAUUAAGAUCAUAAUCUUGAGUUUUCUUUUCCAAGUGAGAGAACUAUUCUUUUGUAUUAAAUUAAACCAGAUAUGUAACUGCUUCACAAAAUAUUUCACCUAAGAAAUAAACUAGGUAGUAUAAAUAUCCAUGAUAAAAACCAUGAUCUUAACAGUUGCUUUUGUGAAAACUUGUAUUCUUUGUGAAUCUUUCCUUACUUUUCUAAAUUCAUUUUAGAAAACACAGACUUGAAAAUUUUCAAAAUAAAAAUUCUUGGGAGCUUUUUACACUGAAUUGUAAUAAUGCUCAGAGAAUCAAGUUCUGUGGCUAUGAUAACGAUGUGGGUGAGAAUUAUCUACACUGUUGACAAGAUUACAUUUUUUAAAUGAAAUAGUUUGGCACAAAGAAAAUGUGUUAAGUAGGAUUUCAUCAUGCAUUGCCCCUAUUUAAGGUACUUGAAAGUCAUUACCUUGAAGCAAGAAAAAGAGCCCCAUUUUCCUGAGACAACUGUAUAUUUUAAACUCAUUCUUGGGUUUGACAUGAAAAUCAAAGCAGGGCAUAUAUAGUUUUUGGCUUGGACAACCAAAGAAAAGUAUGUUUUUGGCAUACAGUCCAUGCCAUUGAAUUAUUUUAUGGAAUACAUUAGAGCUGUGCAGAUGCCUCAUAAAAAUAUUUUUCAAUAGUUUUUUUUUCCAAUUUUAAAUGUAUAAUGCUUAUAAAUUACUUAACUUGGUAACUUAAUACUUUCAUAUUUUAAAAGGUAACUCCAUUUUCAUAUUGUUACUAACACUUCAGGACUAAUUAUAAUGUUAGAUCAAUUCAUGGGAUGGGAUAUUGGACUUGAGUCUAGCCCCUAUAACCACGAAGUCCAGAGAGAUCCCCCAAUGGUUAAAUGUUUUCCAUGAACCAGCCUUAAAGUGUAUAACUAUGUGAAUGUUGGUUUUAGUCUUUUUUUUUUCUGUCAAAGGUUCACAUUCUACCCAGUUCAAUAACAACCCUAGAAGAUUGGUAUUACUAGUUGCAAGAGUCUUUUUACUUGGAAUUGGCCAUUGUUCUAACACCGGCUCUCCUCUACCCAAUUUCUCCUAUACCACAGAAAUAUGUGCAUUGAAAGCAAAGAUUCAACAUGUAAAAGCAAAGUAUUACAUGUUGAAUAACCUAAUCUGCAUUAUGCAUCUUGCCCAAAAGUUCAUGUCAACCUAACUUCUUCCACAUCCUAUGUCGUUCAUAAAUGGAACAAAGUACCAAGAAGGAGUCUUAUUAUCCCUGUAAAGAUGCACAGUCCAAGUUGUUUAAUAACUGCUUGGAAUAACAGGUAUCCUUCCCAAAACAGAUGCAAAAAAUCUUAUUGAAAGAAAUUCAUUUUUGUUCUUUUAUUUCACAAGCAUUUCAAAUAGGGCAUCUUUAGGGUUAAUUUGGUUCUUUCUGCCUUUGAGAGUGAAACUGUUGAAAACAGUUCUUAGAAAAAAAAAUAUUUUGGUCAAGGUCAACUUCAGAAUGAAAUUUUUCUGUUUUCCCUUGAGAGAUGGUACUAAGGAGGCAGGCAACCAUGUACCAGUUAACAUUUUCUAGAAAUGUAUUUUGGCAUGUUGGGAGGAAGGAAGGAGGGGGUCUCACCCAAUCUGUCCACUGAUAUUUCAUCACCUGCCACCCAGCCUGUGUAUCUUUCACUAGCUCUGGUUAAGGUUAGACACUCAAACAGAGCCAGCCUGCAUCUUUCAUAUGUGUUGAUUGUCUUCUGUCCGGCAUUUCCUUUCUAAAAUCCAACUAACGAGCAAACUAGCCUAGCUAACCAGUUGCCCAUGAGACUUCUCCAAGGGGUCCUCUCAGAUCAAGGGAUGUAGUUGAAACAGGUGCAGAGCCUUUGGAAUUCACUUCCAACUCUUAUCAUUAGGUUCUCAAAAAAAAAAAAAGUUUUCCUUUGAUGUUUCUGUCCAGAACUCUGAGAGUAGGGUUCCUGAUGCCAUGAGUGUCUUAUAGGUACUUCAACACUCCAACACUAGUAGUCUUCUCUUCUGUUAUUAAAAUGAAGACAAGGAUUACUUUAAUACUACUUAGGAUUCCUUCACACUUCUUCAGAGCUUCCACUAAUCAACAUCACAAGAUGACAAAGGAUCAGAAAUAAGUUAAACCAAAGAGGCAUAAAACGAACCCGUUUAAUAAGGCCUUCAUCCAGAAUCACUCACUGACUUUCUAUUCAGUUCAAACUUUGAAAAUUAAUAAUUCAGUGUAGCAGUUUCACAAUCAGAGGUUAUGGUUUUGACACAAUUUCAUAAGCUUCGGGCAUUUAUUUUGCUAAAAUGUUCUGUUAAUUAUCACAAGGUAAUGAUGAUUUAAGAAAAUUAACUCUGUUCCUGGAUUUACUCGGAUUCCAAUUACAGUCGUCUAAUUAAAUUAACCUUUCAUUUUGGUCUGAGGAUAUAUAAGAAUGUGAGACUAAUGGGGGUCAUUCUGAAACUGAUCAAAGGACUUCCCUUUAAUAAAAAUAGAACUAAUGACUUUCUUAAUUUUACAUUCUGUGUUUCACCGUCAAAAUGAAUGGACUCAGACUCAGCUAGCACACUUCCAUGGGCAAUCGCUAUGUGAAGCAGACACCUGUUAGUUAGCAAUUCAAGUUGUGGAUCGCUUGUUAUUGGCAUCACUUGCCUCAUCAUUACUGAAGUUCUUUCUACUGACUACUAACUACUACUAACUACCAACACUGAAUGCUCUUGACUUGGCGGCAUCUGGUUCUUCUCUGAGCUGAAAUCUCAGCCCUCAUCUGCUGACAGCAUCUAGAAGAGGGAACCAUAGCUUCCCUCUCGAAGUAACACAAUGUCUCUUCAAUGUCCAGUUGUCAUCAGAGAAAACAAAAGGUUUUCUCUUUUGGAAAGGUAGAUCUAUUGAUUUCAGAACGUUGUGAAUCUGCAGAUCUCUUCUCAUCACUACAUCAGGGAAGUUAACCUUCAUGACAUUUUUUUCUGGAACACCUCAAGUCCCUGUGAGGGGUAGCUUCCUAUUUCUUCUGUUUACAGGUGUGAGCGAAGAUGCAUUAGCUUGCCAACUAGUUAGUCCUCAUCACAUUUGAUUGUCAGAACAAGUGUCAAACCAAUCAAGCCCAAAGCAUCUGGGACAAACUAAAUAUAUAUUGCAACAUAGUUACUUGUACACUGCUGGGAAUGCAGCUCUUUUCCCUGAGGGAAUGAGACAGUUCUCCCGCUUGAAGAAGGGUCCAAAAGGUUGAGAUAACUUUCGACUCUGAUCUUAAGGCCACAUCCAUUUUCUUCUAAGGAAGACAUUUUAAGUUCAUUUUAGUUUUUAAUUCCACUUUUGAUUUUCAUGCUUACCAACAGAUAGGAGAAAGAGAUUGUCAGCACUAUUCUGUACUAAACUAUAUGAAUUAAAAGCAAGCUGUACAGUAGCCAGUCCCCUCCCCCCCAAAAAAGUUUAUUUAAAGGUACAAGUAUUCUAAAGGAAAAUGAAUAAAAGGAUACCAUUUGCUACAGAUUCAACUGUCUUUGAAAGCCUCUUUGUUAAGGAGAAAUGAAUAUCCCACAAGAUGUCACAAAAGACUUCCUAAAUCAUACCCUUAGCAAUUACCAGGACUGCCACAGCCCAAAUGCUUUCUCAGUGAUCUGAAAUUGCCCAUAAACACAGAAAAAGGAUGUAGACAUUUUCACAAGGAAAGGAAGGAAAAAAAAAUAACAGAGCUCUGCUUAUGUAAACAAAGACUAUUCCUGUGGAAUGAAUGUAAACUUUCUCUAGAAGGAAUCACCAUUGGAAUGCCUUAAGAAAUGACAGAACUAUUUCAACAUAGUGGGAGUAGUGCAUUCCAGGGCUGUUAGUCCUGAGCCACAAAACCAGAGUUGUGACGGGGAAGGGUAACCAAACAUUACUGACAUGUUGCAACAGAUGAAGAAGCUUUGGGAGCUUCAGUGUAGAGAGAGGAAAUUUAAAUAGAUAAUAUUUUUGUUACAACUGGAAUAAUUUCUGUCACGGCUGCUUGGGGAUAAAAAUUCUCUUCCUUUUCUCAUUGUAGGUUUCCAUCCAGAGCUUCAGAGUACAUGCAUUAUAUUUUUAAAUUGCAGUGGUUCCCUUGUGUCAAGUCUGACCUCUAUUUCAGAUUUGAUUAGGAAAUAGUACAUUGGAAAAAAAUAGGGUUUUGUCUUUAAAAAAAAAAAAUGCACCGUAGGCAUUUUCUGCUGAUGACUUUCCUUAGGCAAUCCUAGUUGUAUUGUCAAUCAAAGACAGGUCUUUGCUUAAAGAAGAGAACUCCCUUUCCCCAGCAAACUCAGCCUUCUCUCCUUGCUGGCAACAGCUCAUUCACGCAAAUUCCUGUCAGUCUUCCUCAGCUCCCUGCCACAGCCCCACCUCUUAAACUGACCCAGGUUUUCCAGCCAAGCAAAUUGCAGUCUCUAAUUAUGUGUGCUGACAACUUGUGCACCUUCACUCUCACCUACCUGACUGCCGCAAAUGUCUCUCUAAACGUUCUCUGUUCGGUCUUUCCCAGGAGCUCUUGGGAUUAACAAACUUUCAUGCAAAUUUUACCAAGAAAACAUCAACAACUCAUUUGUUUGUGCUCAGGCAAGAAACUGUGAACAAAUUUAGUCACGGCAUUAAUUACCCUAAGGUGAUAAGGUGACUGUCACGUACGUGGCAGAAGAGAAUUGCAAUGCUGUUACUAAAAUAAUAUUCUAUGAAGAGAGAGUAUAGAAUGUUCUACAAAUGAAGUUUCAGGGUGCCACACUUAAUAACAGAAAAUUACAUAGGAAGGCCAAAGCACAGAACAUGAUUUAGAAUUAUAUUUCAUGGACAUGUUUAUUGUAUAUGCUGACGUAUGCAUAACUGUCUAAACCUAAAAUUUAUAAUUAAAAAUUUCUAUAAUCAAUCUAACACCAGUAGGAUCUAGCUCUUCCUACUUGAUGAGUUUCUGGGGAGAAAAUUCACUAUCGAUCUUCUCAUCUCAUAUGGAAAAGCUUUGCUGCAGGAAUGCAAUGAGGUGACAGAGUAACUAUAUGGUGCAUUUUAGAAUAAGCAAUGACAGUGAUCCUUAAAAGUCUGGUCUGUAGCCAAGAAGCAUGAGCAAUGACUAGAAAACCUGUGAGCUAUGCAAAUCAUCUGCUCCUACCUAAGACCUCCCAGCCCUCUGUAAAUCAGAAAUGCCAAGAGUAGGUGGGUUUUCACAAGCCCUUUGGAUGAUUCUAUUGCAUGCUACAGCUCCGAACCAUCGAUCCACAGUGUUCUGUGUAGCUAAGGAUGAUCCAUGUCACACACACACACACACACACACACACACACACACACACACCCUUUUAACUGCUUCCCCCAGAACAAAGCUGAGAGGAUUAAAUGGCAGCCUACCUCUCAGCACAAUAGGCUCAGACAUGUGGGUUUAAAAGUCCAUUAUUCAGAUUUAGAAUUCAGUUUGAAUGAAACCUAACCCCAUAACUGAUUGUUGUUAUUAUUUGGGGUUUUGUUUGUUUGUUUGGAACAGGACUUCAUGAAGCCUCUCUUUCUUGAGUCUUUCUAUAUCUUUUCAAAUAUAGCUGUUCAUAUUAUUUUACCUGGCCAUCCAUCCCAGAGUCCAAAAACAACCUGGGAAACUUUUCCCACAGUUGGGUAACUAACUCCAGCUGCCAUUAGGCUUAAUGGCAGACUUUGCUGUAAUAGUCCUGAGUUCUGCUAAAUGAACGUCUUCUGGUUUAAGGAGUGGGAGUUCAGAGAUACAAUGACCAAUCGUUAGAGCUUGGGAAGCUGGUUCAAAAUAAAGCACGGGGCUUACAAAGCUUGGACACAGCAGAUGGCGAAGGCGUCACUUUAGGUCCCCAGGGAUCAACUUUCAAGGCCCUCUUGCUGGCAUUGGGAUAAAGCAGGAGUGUUGAAUACUCAAGUCACUUAAGAAAUUAAGAAAUAAGAAUGCCUUGAAAGACAGGCUAAAAUAGUGCAUUAUGUGAGUAUCUGUAGUCUUGUGUCUGUCAGUCCUCUGAAAUCUAACCCGACUUCUGACUUCUUAAAACAUCCAUGUGCAUUUGUCCUUCCUUUUUUUUAAAAAAAAAACAUGUACAGAUAUUUAAUCUCUAUACAUAAAAACAUAUAAGUUAACAUCUGGAAGGCAGAUAAUAUAUAAAAAGAUAUAUUUCUUUUUUUAUGAUACUUUGGAUUUUCUUUUUCUUUUUGUCUUUUUUGGUUUCUUUUUUUAUUUUUAAAUUUAUUACAAUUUAUUCUCUUUAGUUCAAGAAUCUGUAUGCCUCUGCUGUUGCUGGUCAAAGCUUGAGGACUCAUUGUCCAUUUGCUGCACUGGGGUUGCUGUCCCAUCGCUGCCUUCCCUGUUAUCCUAGCCCUGUCAAACACCUGCCCACUUCCAGCACCAGCUCAAGCGCAGCCCACGUGGUCUCAGUCACACUACAUCCCCAAGUUCAUGUUAUUUUACUCAAAAUCAAAGCCUCUCUGAGAAGUCACAUCAGCACAGCAGGCAGGGCAUAAUAUUUGCAGCAGACCGGCCUAGGUGAGAUUCCAUGCAGUUGACUAACAUCCUGCACUAAGACCCAGAUACCUUUUGGACCUUUGGCUCGUCUCCUUGGGACCCUCCCUGGUAGAAACCCCAAGGUGAAGUUGCAGCGCUCCGCAGUCCACCAUGCAUGGUGUUACUUGCUCCAGUCCUGAAGUCUUGAAAUAAGCCUAGAUUUGAAUUGCAAAAGAGCAGGUAAAUGGUUCCAUAAUAAAAGACCCUUAUUAUAUAGCUUAUCAAAGAGACCAGGACAUGAGAAGGUAGCGAAUGAUUGUUUUAAAACCAUAAGCAGAUCUGCCUGUCAGUACCAUCCCCAGUGUUAGUCACAGGACAGUGGUACAACACAACUCUCUUCCCCAAAAGCCAUAAUAACCAUUGCUGACACAGCGUGUGCAGAAGCUGUACACAGCGCGUAAGGGAUCCAUCACAGAUAACCUCCACGGACAAAGAGCGGGAGGUUGGAAAGAGGAAAUCAGAGGUGAUCUUAGCCUAGGUGACUGGAAGCCAUCCUCAUACUCCCCCAGCUCAUCCUGGAGAUUGCUCCCGUCUAAGACUGUUUUCAAUAGCUUCAUUGCACUUGGAAUCCCCAAAGUGGUGGUUUGUCAGGGAGAUGCAUGGUAGCUUAACUGAAUCUUUCAGUUUUGAAUCUCUCAGGCCACCAUAUACAAUCUAUAAAGAUUGCCAUUUUCAGUGCGCAACACACACAAAAGUGUACGCAACCUAUGCUAGUAAUUCUGUGGGGAAAGAAAAUGUUUAAGAGUAAGAAACUUUCCAAUGUAUUUUUUUUUUCAGUGUUUCAGAGGUAAAAUUUUGGGGGAAACAAAAGUCAACAUGCCCAUCAAUGCUAACUGUGUUAGAAUUAUGAUCAUCAGAAAAACUGUUAGAAAUGUUGUAUAAAAUACCUUCCCUAGCAUCAGUGGAUCAAUACUAUUUGAAUUUAACUGUCAACAUGUGCUCGUUAAAUAUUUUUAUACCUGUGGUAUUCUACCAUUAUCCUGAAAUAGUGACCACACACCUGAUGUGACCAGGAAAGUAAAUGGCCUCAUUGAAAGGUUAGAAGUGGAGGAAGUUAUUUAUAGCCUUCUGCCAAAGAAAACUGUUUAAUGAUCUGUAAACUGUAGAUUAACUUCUUGUGUUAUGAAUGUGGAUGUAAGAAAUGCUCACUCCAUCCUCUCUCUCUUUCGAAAAUGAAUCUUUUUAUGUUUCUAAUGAACAAGGGAAAUAUUUUAAGGCAAUGCAAUACACAGAUGUGUUAGAAGAAGAAAGCCAGAUUUGAAUUUGAAAAUUUAGUGGCACGUUUAACAAUCCUUUCCUCAAAUUCUUACGACACACGAAGUUGCAUUUGGAGACUUUAAACACACCAACACUGAUAACAGCUCUUGUCUCAUAGAGAAAGCACUGAAACAUUUCUCUUCAAGAACGUUGAGUGGACAGAAAUUAUUGUCCGGUUUUCUCACCCACCCACUGCGUACGCAUUGACUCAGAGGUCUACCAGUGUCACACAGAGGGUUAACAUGCUGUGUAUGCCAAUUUAAUCUGUGCAGUUAGCAAGAACUAGCCAUUAAACUAUAUAUUUAAAUGUUUUGUAAAUAAAUUUUUGAUUACUACAGUUUUGUUCACACUGCUGUCUUUUAAAAUAAUUAGACUUGAUUUGAAUUUUUUAAAUAAUCUGUUAUUUUAGAUGUUGCGUUAUUGACUGUGAUUCAGUGUACACUCAGCCAUAUUCCUGUGGGAAAUAUCAGUCCUAUUGACUUUCUGGGCAUGAGCCAGAAGCUCUUAGUUUCUCUAAGGACUUUAAGUAUAAAGACAAAAAAAAAAAAAUCAAAAUGAAAUGCUAGUUAAGAAAUAAGAAGCCUAUUGUAUAAAAUGUAUUUUUAAAAAUCUUAAGAUUCAUGUGAUUUACACUGCCUGUUAAUCUAGUCUCUUUGUGAAAUAACCACAGCAUAUUUGUUAAGACAGAGACACCAAAUAUUUGUGAUCUUUGUAUAGCACCUUGUUAUAACAUGUGAUUUCAAAUGGUAAACAUCUCUGUUGUGAUCACGUGAGCCCACAGAAGAAUAAGUUUCUGCUGUUAAUGUAAACUCCAGCUCUCAGAAUUCAGAUUUCUUGCAGCUGCUGUUAUCACCAAUAAACAAAGAAUAAUUGAGAAAAAAUAAUUUUUAAGUUCAUGAUCACUGUGCAUUUUGUUAAUGGAUUCAGAAAUUUUUAUUUUUACCGGAAACUCUUUCAGCCAGUAAAUACAACUGCUGAUUUCAACCGUACUAUUAUUUCUGUGGUUUAUAUAUUAUUGAUCUAACUACCAAAAAAUUGGAAGCUUGGUGCAAAGUAUGUCCUAACAAAGAUAUAAUAAAUGACUUUUCCUGCA
Meriones unguiculatus (Mongolian gerbil) is the source of this 17911-nucleotide messenger RNA. RefSeq names its product solute carrier family 8 member A1 (gene Slc8a1). Gene Ontology annotation, molecular function: calcium:sodium antiporter activity. The record is from RefSeq and is a predicted model, not a curated record. NCBI's taxonomy places the organism in Eukaryota, Metazoa, Chordata, Mammalia, Rodentia, Muridae. Gene Ontology annotation, cellular component: axon; postsynapse; sarcolemma. The coding region runs from base 298 to 3186 and encodes 962 amino acids. The transcript is spliced from 10 exons. Gene Ontology annotation, biological process: calcium ion import across plasma membrane; cell communication; sodium ion transmembrane transport.